Molecule: messenger RNA, 1318 nt
Organism: Camelina sativa (false flax)
Lineage: Eukaryota; Viridiplantae; Streptophyta; Magnoliopsida; Brassicales; Brassicaceae
Gene: SCL28
Product: SC35-like splicing factor 28
Molecular function (GO): RNA binding
Source: RefSeq, a predicted model, not a curated record
UGUCGUCGAUUGCAUCCUCUCUCCCUCCAAAUUUCACUUCCUAAUUCACAUUUCGUGCUGCCACAGAGAGAAUAGGGUUAGGGUUUGUUUUUGAAGAAAUCUCUCGAGAUGGCUAGAGCGAGGAGCCUAAGCAGAAGCUAUAGUCCCCGUCCUCGUCACAGGUCACCACCGCGCGACCGUAAAACCACCUACGACGAUAAUCGCCACCGUGAACGCUUGUCAUCUCGCGACCACGAAUCUUCUGAUCCUUCUGGUUUGCUUAUCCGUAAUCUCCCUCUCGAUGCUAGACCGAACGAUCUUAGGGAUUCGUUUGAGCGGUUUGGUCCGCUCAAAGACAUAUACCUGCCGAGGAAUUAUUAUACUGGGGAGCCGAGAGGGUUUGGAUUUGUUAAGUACCGUUAUGCUGAAGAUGCUGCUGAGGCGAUGAAGCGAAUGAAUCACAAAGUUAUUGGUGGGCGUGAGAUAACCAUUGUUUUUGCUGAGGAGAACCGUAAAACUCCACAAGAAAUGCGUACAACUAACCAUUCUAGUGGUCGACAUGGGGACUACAAGAGGACUUCACACAGAUCACCAAGGCGCAGAUAUCGUUCUCAUUCACGUUCGCGUUCUCCUCCAAGGCGAGAUUCAAGACACAGUAAAGGAAGAGAAGAUGACUUGUACUCUCCUCAAAGGUCAAGAUCUAUUUCUCGUUCUCCUUUGCCCCGCAAGGAGAAGAAAGACAAGUCUUAUAAUGUGUCCCAAAGCCCAAGGAGAAACCGUAGAAGUCGUGGCGAGGAGAGGGUGCUUACUCCAAUAAGGUCUCGUAGUCUGUCAAGGUCCCGUUCUCGAUCCUUGAGUCGUUGAUAAAUAACAAGAAGUGGGCUUCUAUGAUGGUCUUCUGGCUUUGAAGAAGACAGCUUUCUUAUUAGUGAAACACUGAAACACUAGAAUUUUAAGUUUUAUGUGUUUCACUACCUUUUUGCUAUUUUCUUUGUUUGCUUGUUUCGUUCUUAUAUAACACAGCUCAAUUUCAUUUGUAAAGAAGUCUUCAAUAUGAAAGUACUUUGCCUUUCUCUGUGUAAGUUGAUCAAUAGGCGUCUUAAUAAUCCACAAGCCUAAUUACCAAGAUAACUGCAUUACUUUCCAACAAUCAUUCUGUGCUGAUUGAUUAAAGAACCAUUGAACAACGAAAUUGAGUCAUUCGGUUGUCUUUGAGAAGUCGCUACAAAAGCAUUUGAGAGAAAAAAAUGGGAUGACAACAAACAAGAGAGAGUGAGUAAAAGCUCGUUCAAAAAUGAACACCUUUGCUUUAUUAGAAGAUACAAAUUAAAAACAUAAC